CACCCGAAUCUAUUCCCAUGUUCAAAUUCCUCCCCAACUUGCUCUUCCUUCGCACAAACACAUUACUAAUUUAUUAACCCAAAUGUAUUCUUUAUCAUCUAUCUAUGCUUAGUGUAGAAUUCAGCAAUGCCAGAUGUCUCUGAAUGCAGUCUUCCCUUGCGCGAGGCGGUAUAGCCAAGGCAACGCUUCCAUUGUGACAGAAAUCAAUACAGUCCACACCACAACCACGUGUCCCCCUCGGAGUUCUCCCAUUUUCAUCGCUUCCUCCGCCAUCUGCAUCGGUCUCUUGUCCUGUUCUCUCCCUCCUUUCUUGUUCCUUAGCAAUAUUGCUUUUUUAAUAGACACACUCCUCGACGGACCAACAAAAAUCAUCCGAAAAGGGGCAAAAUAUCAAGGAAACCCAGUUCCUAACAAGCCAGAAGUGCGGGUGACCUUUCUUAGGGGGUGGGGUGAAGGUUAAAGCGGAUUUUGGUUGGAAAUGAAUGGGCAUGGAGGAGGAGGGGAUAAAAUAUGCGCUUUUGAAAUAGCCGUUGUGGUUCCAAAGAAAGAUGAUGACCAGAGCUUUGAGUGUGUUGAGGUUCUCGUUGAGGAGUUUCAAAAGGUAGGACUUAUUGUUGACAGAGUUGUUGGCCUUCAAAAUGAAUAUAUUAAGCUUGCAGCAUCAUUACAUAUUCUGGGACAGGCUGCUGCCGAGUUGCGGAUGAAGAAACGAACUCAUAUUGGGGUGGACUUGCAAUUUGAAUGGGACGAAGUUGAAGCAUUUUCCAAUCAGCCUGAUGGUUCCUUGUUCAGUUGGUCUGAGCGUUUCAACUGCUAUUGCUAUUUGCUAUACAAAAUCGUGAACGAGGGCAAUUCAGUGAGAAAUUUAAGUUUUGGCCCUGAGGAAGUUCACUGGGAGCCAGGGGAAUCACUACUUAGAAGAUUAGAGUAUGAGGGGAUUGUUAAAGAAGUUUUCCCGAUGCAUGAUGAAACAAAGAGAAAGAAGCUUCUGAGGAGUUGGGCACUGAACUGGUUGGACCUCACAACACAGCCCAUUGAUAAUAUUUGCUCAUAUUACGGAACAAAGAUUGCUACAUAUUUUACAUUUCUUGGGAUGUACACAAGAUGGAUGCUCUUUCCUGCUGCAUUUGGACUGGCAGUGCAGUUGGUUGACUUUGGAUCACUGCAGAUGUUUGUUCUUCCUGUUUUCUUUAUAUGCUUAGUCUCAUGGGCAGUAUUAUUUCUCCAGUUCUGGAAACGUAAGAAUGCAGCUCUUCUUGUCAGGUGGCAGUUAAAUUACCCGAUUGGAGGAUAUUCUGGAUUUAAAUUUGUGGAAAGGGAAUGGGGUCUCUUUCAGGCCCCGGUAGAGCUGGUCUUGCAAUGGGGAAUUGAUAACUCAAAAGAGAAAGAAACAUCCCAAAAUGAGGAAUGGUUUGGACGCUUGAUGAGAUUCAGAAAUGAUGCACUGAUUAUACUGAGCAUCAUCUGUCUCCAACUUCCUUUUGAACUUGCUUUUGCCCAUGUCUAUGAAGUUUUAAGCUCUGAUAUAUUGAAGUUUGCUCUGACAGCGGUAUACCUCCUUGUCAUCCAGUAUUUUAAUGGAGUUGGUGGUAAAAUAUCAGCCAAACUUGUGAAAUAUGAGGGUAAUAAGAACAUGGAGUAUAAAGCUGACAGCUUGGUUUACAAGGUCUUUGGUCUUUAUUUCAUGCAAACAUACAUUGGAAUUUUCUAUCAUGCGCUCUUGCAUCGCAACAUUUUGACACUUCGUCAAGUUUUGGUUCAACGUCUAAUUUUGUCUGAGGUACUUGGUAAUCUGGUCGAGAACUCUUUGCCGUAUUUAACGUAUAGUUUUAGGAAAUACAGAGCAGUUAGAAACAAGAGAAAAUCUGGAGGACUAUCCCAAGGAAAAAUUCAAUACUUCUCCAGGGUAGAGAAGGAAUUCCUCAAGCCGGCUUAUACUGCAAGCAUUGGAGAGGAGCUUGAAGAUGGGCUAUUUGAUGAUUUAUUGGAAUUAGCACUGCAAUUCGGCAUGAUCAUGAUGUUUGCUUGUGCAUUCCCUCUCGGUUUUGCGUUUGCUACAUUGAACAACAUAACUGAAAUCAGAACAGAUGCACUUAAGCUCUUAGCCAUAUUUAGAAGGCCGGUACCUCGGCCAAAUGCCACAAUAGGUGCUUGGCUUAAUAUAUUUCAGUUUCUGAUAGUCAUGUCCAUAUGUACAAACUGUGUGCUUUUGGUAUGCUUAUACGACCGGGAAGGAACCUGGAAAAUUUCACCUGGUCUUGCAGCAAUCCUCAUUAUGGAACAUGUCCUCCUCUUGAUAAAAGCAGGAUUUUCUCACCUUGUACCCGCUGAGCCAGAGUGGGUGAGGGCAAACCGUGCAAAGAAUGCAAGCUAUGCGCAGGAUAUGUGUUCCCGCCAGCUUUUGAGGAGCAUUUCUAGUGAGAAAAUGAACAAAUGCAAAUAACCCCCUUUCCCCUCCCAUGUAUAAUAUAUACCCAUAGUGGCUGGCAAAAUGAGGUUUUUGGUAAUAGUCUUUUUUGAAGAUGGUUUGGAUACAUGCAGAGUUGGUCAUCUUGUACAAAAACCCGGGUUCAAAUGUAUUUAAGCUAAGCUUUCAUUUGAACAAGAACGUUAUGAAAAAAUUUUGUGUUCUUCUCAUGAAGGUAUGAAGUUGUAUUUCAGUUUGAGAAUCACUAUCUGGGCUUCCACAUCUAUUUAUCUUUG
Molecule: messenger RNA, 2703 nt
Organism: Cuscuta epithymum
Lineage: Eukaryota; Viridiplantae; Streptophyta; Magnoliopsida; Solanales; Convolvulaceae
Source: the annotation of a GenBank genome assembly